This is a messenger RNA of Solanum stenotomum, 1720 nucleotides long. Its product is annotated as probable magnesium transporter NIPA2. Gene Ontology annotation, biological process: magnesium ion transport. Gene Ontology annotation, molecular function: magnesium ion transmembrane transporter activity. The coding region runs from base 340 to 1332 and encodes 330 amino acids. Lineage: Eukaryota; Viridiplantae; Streptophyta; Magnoliopsida; Solanales; Solanaceae. The transcript has 9 exons. The record is from RefSeq and is a predicted model, not a curated record. Gene Ontology annotation, cellular component: membrane.
UUCUUCUUUCUUCCCUCUCUUUCUCUUCUCAUUUCUGCAAUUUUAUGCAGAAAGAGGAGAGAGAAAGAGAGCGGAAAAACAAAAAAGAAACAUUUUUCCUUUUCCAUAAUUUCUUACAAACAAAUAAACUCGUCAAAGAAAAGUUGAAAAAUAUUGAAAAGGAUAUAUAUUUUAGCAACAUAACUAAAAAAAAUAAUCCAUUCUUUAUUAUAAAUCUACCAAAUUUUAUAUUUUCUUGGAUAUUUAUCAAGAAUAAGGGGUUUUUAUUUGUUGGAAAGAAUUGGCUUUUGAAUAUCAAGAAUUAUUAUCUUAUUAUUAUUUCUCUCCAUUUUUAAUUAAAUGGAGGGAGUAUCUGAUAAUGUUCAUGGUGUUAUAUUAGCAAUAUCAUCCAGUAUUUUUAUUGGUUCCAGCUUUGUUAUCAAAAAACAAGGUCUAAAGAAAGCUGGUGCAAAUGGAAAAAGAGCAGGUUCAGGAGGCCAUUCCUACUUGUUGGAACCUUGUUGGUGGGCUGGAAUGUUAUCUAUGAUUGUUGGAGAGGGAGCUAACUUUGCAGCUUAUGCAUAUGCCCCGGCAGUACUCGUGACACCUUUAGGAGCUUUAAGUAUGAUUGUCAGUGCAGUGUUAGCCCAUUUUAUUUUGAAGGAGAGGUUGCAUAUGUUUGGUAUAGUUGGUUGUCUCCUCUGCGUGGUUGGAUCAGUCACUAUUGUCUUACAUGCCCCAUUAGAGAAGAGUAUUCAAUCUGUCAAGGAUGUCUGGUACCUAGCAACAGAGCCAGGGUUCCUCGCCUACACUUUCACAGUUCUGGUGCUUGUACUUAUCCUUAUUGUCCGGUAUGUGCCUCGUUUUGGGCAGUCUCAUUUGGUUGUCUACAUCGGGAUCUGUUCACUUGCGGGUUCUCUCACGGUUAUGGGUGUCAAAGCAAUAGGAAUUGCUAUAAAGCUCACAAUUGGAGGGCAAAAUCAAUUCAAGUAUUUUGAGACAUGGAUUUUUAUAGUGCUUGUCCUCAUCUUUUGCCUUUUGCAGCUAAACUAUUUGAACAAGGCACUUGACACAUUUAACACCGCUGUGGUUUCCCCGAUAUACUACGUCAUGUUUACAACACUGACCAUUCUUGCAAGCAUGAUAAUGUUUAAGGACUAUGUUCAUCAGAAUACGACACAGAUAAUUACAGAGUUAUGUGGUUUUGUAACUAUCCUCUGUGGUACUUUUCUCCUUCACAAAACAAAGGACAUGGGAAACAAUCCAUCCAUACCAUUACCUGUUAUCGUUCCAACAACAGAUAUGGAUUAUAAGCAAGAAAGUGAAACCACAAAAGUUACAGUUGAGGUUUGAAGAAAAUGGUGUAGGGUUUUGAUCGGUAAUUGCAUCAUCACGAGAGCACAGGGAAGAUGGAGACACUCACUCAUAAAGAAGGAAGAUAGAAGCAUUCCUCAUUGGAUAAAACAGAAGGCGAAAAUGAGGUGUGAUGGUUUUUGACAGGUUGAAGCCAAUGCUAUACUAGGAGGACAUUUCAAUAUCAUUCUUUUUGUUAUUUUGGCUUUCGAAAGAUUUAACAGUGUGGAAACCAAUAUCCAAUUGACAUGCUUCUUCGAAAUAUAUAUACAGAUAAUAUGAGAAAAGAACUGAAAUUUUGUUGUUCCAGACUAGCAUUUCCUUGUGUAUACAGGUCAUUGCCUGUAUCGAGAUUCUCUUGUUACUUUGUACAGUUGGUUUUCAAUGU